CGGGCGUCGGAGAAGAUGGUUGUUCUCGUGGUAGCGACGGCGUCGGACCCGGCGUCCAUCGGCCCCGCCGCGGCGUUCCUGGCCAUGCCCGGGUGGUCCCCCGGCCCGCCCAUCCCCGAGGGAAUGGAGAGCUUUACGAAUGGGAAUGUUAGGUUACUGAAGCAUGAACGCAGCAUUAUUGCAGAGGAUGAUCUUGACCGUAGGUGGCAGGAAGCCACUGGAGAGGUUGUUUCCGAGGUCAUAUUCCUCAGCAAACACACUGCAGUCUCCAACCGCCCUGCCCUCACUGUCCAUCCAAUCGGUGUGCCACAUCUGAGGGAGGAUGAGACUCCGCCUCAAGGAGGGAGGCCGGGAUGGGCAGCAUUGACAAACCCUCGAAUUGGCCCGUGGCUCCGGUUGUUGCAAAAAGUUGCUGCAGACCAAGGUCUUGUUCCAGAGUUUGAGAUUACACUUGAAGCUACUCACCAUGGACCACUUACGAGUACACCCACGAUGUUUGUUGAGAUAGGAAGUACAGAAGAAUACUGGGGUAGACAAGAUGCUGCGCAGGCCAUUGCUCUGGUUUUAUGGAAAGGUCUUGGUCUGGAGGAUGGAAAUGCUGUUGGAACUUGGCUGGGGAAUGGUGAAAAGGUUCUACUAGGUAUCGGUGGUGGUCACUAUGCCCCUCGUCAUAUGGAUAUUGUCGUCAAAGAUGGUGUAUGGGUGGGUCAUCUCCUGUCUGGUUACUCUUUGCCAAUGGAGGUGCCACCCCAGGGAAGUGCAAAGAGUUCUGGUGAUGUUGGUGGGAUGUGGAAGCAUUCCAUCAAAGUCUCAUAUGAAGCCACGAAGGCAGGAUUUCCUGGUGGUGAAGUAAUAGCACAUCUUGAUCAGAAGAGCUUCAAGGGCUGGCAAAAGAAUGCUAUCACAAGCUAUUUGCAGGAGCAAAAUAUUAAAAUAGGAAAACCUAAUGAUUUCCUCUAAUAUGCUGCAGCAGUUCUCUAGACAAAAUAUCAUUGGGCAUCAUGAUAUGGUCUCGCAUUUGCUAGCAUUGAAAUCACUUCAGUUCUAGGAUCUGGCACAUACAAACUGAGUAAAUAUAGAGCACUGUAUUUUAACAAUCCUAUUUCAGAUGUGGUCCAAGUGCAAGAGCCACGAUUUUGAUGAA
Messenger RNA from Lolium rigidum, 1144 nucleotides. Its product is annotated as D-aminoacyl-tRNA deacylase-like. The record is from RefSeq and is a predicted model, not a curated record. The coding region runs from base 16 to 960 and encodes 314 amino acids. Gene Ontology annotation, molecular function: D-aminoacyl-tRNA deacylase activity. The transcript is spliced from 9 exons. NCBI's taxonomy places the organism in Eukaryota, Viridiplantae, Streptophyta, Magnoliopsida, Poales, Poaceae. Gene Ontology annotation, biological process: D-amino acid catabolic process.